AUGCUAAAGCAGAUACAUUUGAACAUCCCUUUGGUGGACAUGCUUCGUGAGGUCCCAAAAUAUGCAAAAUAUAUUAAGUACAUAGUGGCAAAUAAAAGGAGGUUAACUGAGUUUGAGACCGUAGCACUUACUGAGGAGUGCACUUCCACGAUUCAACAUAAGCUUCCACAAAAGCUUAAGGAUCCGGGUAGUUUUACCGUCCCCGUGAGGAUUGGUGAAUUUGAUGUGGGUAGAGCCUUGUGUGAUUUGGGUGCAAGUAUCAAUCUGUUGUCGUUGUCAGUGUUCAAACAAUUGGGCUUAGGAGCUCCGAGACCCACCACAGUGAUGCUACAGUUAGCUGAUAGAUCUUAUGUUUAUCCUGAGGGGAUAAUUGAGGACGUCCUGCUGCAGAUUGGGAAGUUUAUUUUUCCUGCAGAUUUUAUCAUCCUAGAUUACGUGGCUAAUGAGUUAGUUCUUACCAUCUUGGGACAACCUCUUUUGGCCACUGGAGAUGCAAUUAUCAAAGUCCGAGAAAGUAAGAUAAUCCUGAGGGUGGACAAUGAAGAAACAGUCUUCAAUGAAGAAAAGCUCUUAAGUGUGCUGAGGGAGCACAAGCAUGCCAUUGAAUGGACGAUGUCUGACAUAAAAGGUAUUAGCCCUGCAUUCUGCAUGCACAAAAUACUCAUGGGGGAGGGACACAAGCCUAGCGUGGAGCAUCAACGCCGCCUUAAUCCAAUCAUGAAAUAG
Nicotiana tabacum (common tobacco) is the source of this 726-nucleotide messenger RNA. Lineage: Eukaryota; Viridiplantae; Streptophyta; Magnoliopsida; Solanales; Solanaceae. The record is from RefSeq and is a predicted model, not a curated record.